This is a messenger RNA of Rubroshorea leprosula, 1568 nucleotides long. The record is from the annotation of a GenBank genome assembly. Lineage: Eukaryota; Viridiplantae; Streptophyta; Magnoliopsida; Malvales; Dipterocarpaceae.
CUCUUCCACUGCCACGCACAGCAGCUCCGGUUGACGACGCCUCCGGAGUAUCUCACUGAGCGGAUUUUUGUACUCAGCUUUUCUUUCCACCUUUAUGGUGAGGAUCAUUCCGAUGGCCGCCUCAAUACGACCUUCUCUAUCGUCGUUUAGGUUCUCCGCCACCUCGCGUUUCGCCGGCGUUUCACUCUUUCCAUUUCACCUUCCUCGCAGGCUCUUUUUCUCUCAUCUCGGUAGCGCUGUUUCACCCUGGCAAUGUUUUGGUUUGAAAGCUUCUAGGCUGUUGAGAGCGGAGAGUAGCAGGGUAAGAAUGCAACAGGGCGGGGUGGUACAAGCAAGCACGUCUGCUACCCAAGAGAACUUCUUAGAGUGGGUCAAACAGGACAAAAGAAGAAUGCUUCAUGUUGUUUAUCGUGUUGGGGAUUUGGACAGAACCAUCAAAUUCUACACUGAAUGUCUUGGAAUGAAGCUGCUGAGAAAAAGGGAUAUACCAGAGGAGAGAUACACAAAUGCCUUUCUCGGAUAUGGACCGGAAGAUAGUCACUUUGUCAUUGAACUCACCUACAAUUAUGGAGUUGACAGGUAUGAUAUUGGAACUGGAUUUGGUCAUUUUGGUAUAGCUGUUGAAGAUGUUGCCAAGACCGUGGAACUUAUAAAGGCUAAGGGUGGAAAAGUAACCAGAGAACCUGGUCCUGUCAAAGGUGGCAGUGCUGUAAUUGCAUUUAUUGAAGAUCCCGAUGGUUAUAAGUUUGAACUUCUUGAAAGGGGGCCUACACCUGAACCCCUGUGUCAAGUAAUGCUUCGUGUUAGCAAUCUUGAUCGUUCCAUAAAUUUCUAUGAGAAGGCCUUUGGCAUGGAACUUCUGUGCAAAAUAGAUAAUCCAGAGUACAAGUAUACAAUAGCUAUGAUGGGCUAUGGUCCUGAAGAUAAAAAUGCUGUGCUGGAGUUGACUUACAACUAUGGGGUUACUGAUUAUGAAAAAGGAAAUGCUUAUGCUCAGAUUGCAAUUGGCACAGAUGAUGUUUAUAAAACCGCAGAAGCGAUUAAACUUGUUGGUGGAAAAAUUACUCGAGAACCUGGACCCUUACCUGGUAUCAACACCAAGAUCACUGCAUGCUUAGAUCCUGAUGGUUGGAAGACGGUUUUUGUUGAUAAUAUUGAUUUCCUGAAGGAGUUGGAGUGAGUUAUUAAGGUGCAUCAUGUCGUGCCUACUUCACUCAAAUCCAAGUCCAGGACAGACUGAUUCUUGGAAGUUUCUCCAUGAGAAUGCCUCUUGAACCAUUUUGUAGACAAGUAUCUGCUAUCUUCCAGAGUAACCAUCUCAUAACUGAUAAGCCAUGAGCUGUAAAGAUCAAGAUGGUAGUUUAUUUUAGGUAAUUUUCUCCAUUUGUUUCAAUGAAAAUAAAAUCAGAAAUCAUUUGUGUAACAUUCAGGCAUUCAGGUACUUGAUAGGAUAAGCUAGUUAUAAGUUUACAAAAUAAUACCUACCCAAAGUGACCCAUGGUGGUUGGCCCCCCCAACAAAAAGGUUGUACUAUAGUAAAUCAUUUCUGAAAUAUUUCACAUUUGAAG